Plasmodium vinckei vinckei is the source of this 6468-nucleotide messenger RNA. RefSeq names its product conserved Plasmodium protein, unknown function. The coding region runs from base 1 to 6468 and encodes 2155 amino acids. NCBI's taxonomy places the organism in Eukaryota, Apicomplexa, Aconoidasida, Haemosporida, Plasmodiidae. The transcript has 4 exons. The record is from RefSeq and is a predicted model, not a curated record.
AUGAAUAAGAGAAAAGGGGAAGUGUGGCUUUUCCUUUUUAUAACAUUCUUGGUAGUUCUUUUAAAUAAUUUUAAGAGGUCUUAUGAAAAAGAUAAUGAAAGGAAUCUUAGUGAAAUAACAAAAGAUGAAAUAAAAUAUGAGGGAUGUAAAAAGUUAGUACCUUUUUAUUUAAAUACCCCAGAGUAUUAUAAUAUAUCUAAUGAAAUAAAUAUAUCAAAUAAUUAUUCAAUAAAAUUAGAUAUAACAUAUAUAUAUUUUGAAUAUAUAAAUCGUGAUUUUUAUGUAAAUUUAAAAUUGUAUAGUAAACAUGUUGAUAAAGUUGAAUUAUAUGAAUAUGUCGAUAAUAAAGGUGUAUUAUUAUUUGAUGAGAAUGAGGAAGACAAUUUAAUAAAAUAUUUAUUUUAUGUACAAAAUGAUAAGAAUAAUAAAUAUGAAAAUGAAAAAAAACGCAUUUUUUAUUUUAUUAUACAUUCAAAUAAAAUAGAAACAAUUAGUGAAUGUGUUGAUAUAAGAUUAGAUCUAGGGAUAGGACCAAUUGUUUUGAAAAAUGUAGAAAAGAAAAACUUAGUUGGAAGUGUUUAUAAUGAAGAAAAAAUAAAAAAAGAUAAAAAAAUAGAGCAUGAUAAUGGUUAUAUAGUAGUUAAAGAAAAUUAUCGUUAUGCACCAAAUGGAUAUUUUAAUUUCUCUUUAAAAAAUAAUAAAGAUUUUAAUAUUGAUGAGAAUGGUAAAAAAUAUAUAAUCGUAUAUAAUGUUAUAAUUAUUCUCGAAUUUAAUCAAGAGAAUAAUAUAAAAUUUUUUUCACUUUUAUCCCAAGAAAAAAAUAAAUGGAAUAAUUUUUCUAUGCAAUUAAAGAAAAUAAAAUUAAAUAAAAAUUAUUUACAUAAUAUGAAUAUGGAAUAUAUAAUAAAACAUGCAAACAGUGACAUGAAUUGUGAUGAUAUGUGUGUAAAAAGUGAAGAAGGAAAAAAUGGAGUAAUAUUUUUAAAUGCCUUACUAAGCAAUAAAUAUAUUUACAAUUUUCAAAUACGAUAUGCUGAAAAUGGGGAGGAAAAUGAUAAGGAUGUUGGUAGGAACCAAGGGGCUACAAAAAAAGUUCUGAAUCAAAGUAGUGUAAUAAAUUUUAAUUUUGAAUAUAAUAUAGUUAAUAAUUUUGAUAAGUUUACAAUUUUAGAUUAUUUACGAACCCAUUUUAAUCAUGAAAAUAUUCAAAAUACAUUUUUUUUUGACAAAAUAAUUCAAACAAAAGAUAAUAAUAAAAAUAGUAUACUACCAGCAAUUGGCUUAAAUAAAGAAUGUGUAGAGGGGAAUAAAAAGGAAUGUAAUAAAUAUGAGGUAGAUAAUAAUUAUAUAAUUUAUGGAAAUACUAUUGAAAUAAAUGACAAUUUUAUUUUAAAUUUUGAUCCUAAUAAUUUAUUUAAAGAAGAAGAAAAAGUAAGUAUAAUAAUUGAAGAAGAAUCUUUUUUUAAUUUUAUGUUAGAAACAAAAUCAGAAAAUGUUUUUGUAAAUUUAUUGAAAAAGGAUUCUAGUGAAACUGUAUGUAAUACUUAUUAUUUAGAUAAAAUGAAGGAUUAUAAUUUAUUUAGUUACUUAACUAAGGGUGAGAAAAUAAUUUUAAAAUAUGAUAAAACUAAUUUUAGUAGACAUAGUAUAAAAAAUCUUUCAAAGAAAAUUAUAAUAUAUAUAAGAUGUAUUAUUCCGAAAGGGGAAUAUGAUUUAAAAAUAAAUUUUGAAGGAUAUAAUAAAAGUUUUGAGACAAAUAAUAUUAAUUUAAUAAUUCAGCCAUUAGGUGUAUAUGAAAAUAUGCAUUCAUGUGGUAGUAAAAUGAAUUCAAUAACAGAUAUGUUUUAUUAUAAUCUUCGAACAGAAAGUUCGGAUAAAAAAAAUGAGAGUAGUGUAGUGUCAUAUAAAAACAUUUAUGAAAAAAUGUGGGAAUUAAAUAAUCCAAUUUUUAAUGAUUUUGAUUUUAUAAUAUUAUAUGAGAAUGAGAUAUAUGAAAAGGUAGAUAACAUAAUAGUUACUAUAAAUAAUUCAAUAUUUUCUGAUAUAUUUAUUAUAAUUUUAGAGACAAUAAAAGAUGAAACACAUUAUUAUGUAUAUAAAAAUUCAAGGGAAGUAAUGGAAUAUGAAAUUCAAAAUAAGAUCAAUAACAAAAUAAGUAUAUAUGUAUUAACACCAAGCUUACAUUAUAGUGGUAAAAAGAUAUGUGGAUUUUUUUUUGUUGAUAUAGAUUUUAUACAAAGUGAAAAUAAAAAAGAAUUUAUUGGAGAAGUAUCAUUAUUUAAUAUGCAUGAAGGGAAUAAAAGUUAUAUUGGGAAGGUUAGUCAUAUUCCAUAUUUAAUAAUAGGAUAUGAUACAUAUAAUUUUAGCCAAUUUUGUUAUAUACCAGAUACUAAAGAACAUGUACUUGUAAUUUUUAUUGAAAAAGAAUCUAUAAUAAAAAUAAAUUGUUUUAUGGAAAAUUAUGUAUAUAUAGAACUAUAUGAAAGAAAACAUGUUGGUGGUGAAAUAAAAAAAGUUAAAUUAUUUGAAGAAUAUCAACAAGCAUAUAUUGAAUCCUUUACUAAGGGUGAAUAUGAAAUUGUGUUUAAAUUUAAUGUACAAAAUGAUAGAGAGAUGAGUAAUUUUUUUUACUUACAAAUAUAUAUAUAUCAAAUAAAUUUAUUAGAUAAAUGUGUAUUUCAUAUUGAAGAUAAUUUUAGUGAAAUAACAGAAGGAUCAAAUUCUAUAUAUGACUUAAAUAGUGUUGAAAAAAAAAUAAAAAAAAAUAAUAAUAAUAAAAAUAGUAAUAAAGAAAUUGGAUAUUUUAAUGAUAAAAAUGGUUUUAUAUUUGAAAAUGAUUUGUCUUAUUAUUUUUUUAAGAGAUAUUUACUUUUUCUUUUUCCAAAAGAAGGAAAUAAAAAAAUUGAAAAAAAAAUAAUUUUACCUGAGAUGGGUAAUAUGAAUAGUUCAGGAUUUAUAUUAAAAGCUGAGUUAGUAUUUCAUAAAAAUUUUUUACCUUAUAAAUUAUCUUUACAAGAAGAAGGAGAAAAUAUGUUAGUUCACGAAAGUAAUAUAUACAAAAACAAAGUUAUAACAACCCUUAACAUUUUAAAUAAAGAUAUAAAAUAUGUAAAAUUAUAUAUAUAUUUAUAUGAUAAUGUACAUGAAAAUAUAAAUGAAAAAUAUUGCCCAUAUGCUUAUUUAAAUAUUAUUUACACACGCGAAUUAGAGGGAUAUAAUAAAGCUGAGAACGAGGCAUAUCAAUAUGGUACUAUGAAUUUGCCUCUUCUUUUGAACAACAUACUAUUGAAGAGGUAUACUGAUUCGGAAGUGGCAAAAGUGGGAGAAAUAAGAGAAGUUAGAGAAGUUGGAAAGGUUGAAAAUGAAAAGUUGAGGAGUGGUAGUGAUAAAAAUGGCGGAGAAGUGACUCCAUUUCAUGAGAAAAAUGGAAUAUCUAUCAACAAUCAGAGAAUAGAAUACAAAUUUAUUACUAGUAAUAAUAAUAUAACAUUUUUUGUGGCGGAAAAGGAUGUUUUUUUAAAUAUGUACAUUUAUAAAGAUGGUAAAGAAGGUAUUACGCUAAGCAUUUAUAAAUAUAAAGAUAUGGGAAAAUUCGAAAAAAGUGAAAUAUUACCAUACGAUGAAAUAAAUAAAGAUAUAGAGUCAUGUUGUGAAGAAGUAGGUUCGUAUUCUAAAACUGAUAAUAUAUAUAUAUCAAGAUAUUUUGAAAAAGGUUUAUAUAUAUUUAAAUAUUCUGAAAGUUUGUCAUAUAUAAAUAUGGUUAUGAGUAUGAUGUGGGUUGAAGGUCCAAAUAUUAGUGGUGUAGUUGACACUUCAAAGAAAAAUAAUAAAUAUGAAAUUAAUAAUUAUAUUGAAGAAAAGGAAUCAAAAUUUUAUUUUAGUAAAGAAUUAAAAUGUAAUGAGAAAAAAGAAAUAUUUUAUGAAGACAAAAAUUUGAAAGAUUUCGAAAAAUUUUUUAUACAAAAUGUGUUUGAUAAAAAUAUGUAUACAAUUUAUUAUGGAAGUAAAAAAAAUGAAAUAACAUUUUCUAACCAAUCUAAGAAUAUAGUAAUAUAUGAAAGGGUACAUAUAUGUUUUGGAAAUGAAAUAUUUAAUAAUAAAAUUAUUAACAAUUCAGGUAAUAUUGAAGAAAAUGAAAAGGAAGAGUCUCAUAUUAUUUUAAAUAUAAAUGUAGAGAAAGAAUGUCAAUUGUAUGUAGAAAUAAAACCACAUUAUUAUUAUUUUAUAUAUCCAUUUGAAAUAAAUAUAUUAUCAAAAGGUUCAUAUUUUAAAGUGUCUAGUGAAAAUAAAAAUUAUGUAUAUGCAAAUGUUGAACAGGGGGAAUAUAAAAUAGAGAUUUCUUUCAAAAUGAAGAAUGAUGGAAAAAAUGAAGUAAACAAAAUUCAUGGGUCAAUAUUUGAUGUUAUAGUAUUUAUAAAUAAUAUUUCAAAUGAAAAUAAAUUAAAGAAUAUUGAUUUGUUAGAUAAAGAAAAUAAAAAGAUGGUACCAUUAAAAAGUGAGACAUAUAAUAUGAAUAAAUUGUAUAGCCGAAAUGUUUAUAAAAAUAUAUUCAACAAAGUUAAUCUUAAAAAUUUAAAUGAAAAUGGAAUUGUAGUAAAUGAAAAUAUGAUUACACAUAAAUAUGAUUAUAAUAAUUUUUUUUGUUAUGAUAAAUAUAUUAUAAAAAAUAAUCAAGAAAUAUUUUUUACAUUAAUGGAUAAUACUCCUUACAUUUUGAAGGUAUAUUUGGCACCAAUCUAUGAGCUAAGUGAAAAUAGCAACUUGGGAAAGGGUGAAAGUAGUGAGAAGAAUGGUGAAUCUUCAUUUCUUUAUAAACCCUCUAAUAAUUAUUUAGAUUACACUUUAAAUGUUCGAAAUGUAUUUAAUAUUGAGGUGUUGGAAAAUAAUGUGAAUAAUAGUUAUGCCCCUGAAAAGAUAAUUAAAGAGAAAAAAUUAAAAAAUAAAAUAACUGAAAAAAAAACAUCAGACUCAAAUAUAUUAUAUGCAAAUGAAGAUAAUGAAUAUAUAUUAAAUGUGUAUGAGGUUAGUAAAAAUUUUAAGUUGGUUAUUAAAAAUUAUAAUAAUAUAGAAAAUAAUGAAAAUCAUGUUGAAUUAAUUUUAAGUUUAGUUCCUUUAAGAUAUUAUAAAAUGAUUGUGAAUCAAAAAUAUAGCGAUGAAUAUAUUGGAGGUUAUUUUAAAAAUAUUUUUAAUACAAUAUCUGGUAAAACAAAUUUAUAUAGUGGUAUAAUUUUUGAGAAGCAAGAAAAUUCUACUCAUCUUUGCACACGUGUAGAAACUUCAGUGAUAUAUUUAAAAAAUAUUAUCAUGGAGGAAUUAUUUUCUUUCCCUUUGCAUAUUAAGAAGGGUAGCUACAUUAAGUUGAACAUUGGCUAUGACUUUUCGAGAGUUAACUUUGAUGUUAAAAUUAUGAGAAAUAAUAAGAAGGUCUCAAAUAGUAAUAAAAUUCGAGGAAAUAUGGAUGAUGGAAAUAUAAAUAUUUUUGAAAAUAUUAGUUUAUUUUUAGAAGAAGGAGAGUAUACAUUUCAAAUAAUUUUUUACAAUUUAACUGAUAACUAUAUUCAUAUAAAUAAGAAUAUGAGUUUUCCCUUUUAUUUUUCAUUUGAAAUAUUUGAGUUUGCUGAAAAUAAAAAUGACACAUCAGUGUUACUGGAUGUGUAUCCCCACAAUUCAGUGCAUAUAAACAAAGCUUACCCUUUUAAUAUUGAUCUUAUUUUUUGGUCCGAAGGAAGUAAAGAGAAACACGCCUUUAUGGAAGAUGGCAUGAAAAAGGUAGCAUAUUUAAGAGUUGGUGAAAUAAUAAAAUCUGGAAAAAUAGAAAUUCAUAAAAAUUAUUUAUUACCAGAAGAUAUGAAUAAUUUUAAAAAUAAUAUGGUUUUAAAAUUUGAUUUAAAAGAUAAUGUUUAUAUAAUAAAUGAAAAUGAUAAUAAAAAGAAUAAAUAUCUUUUUACUUUUUUAAAUAAUGAUAUAAAACAAAAUGAAGUAGCUAUCGAAAUGAGUAAUAAAGAAGUUAGUAGUCAAGAACAGCUUAAACAAAUUCAUAGUGAAAGUACAAAUAAAUCAAUUUUAUUGGAAUAUAAAAAAGAGGACUCUGUAAAAGUAGAAGAAAAGGAUAGUUCUCUUUCUCAUGAUGCAAACCAAGACAUGUUUUAUGAUAUAGAUAAGGCUAUCAAGAAUUAUCGGUCUAGAAAAAAUGAAGAAUCGAAGGAAAGCACAUCAUCUAUUUUUAGUAAACCCUUUUCAGAAUCAGAUAAUAAAUCAUGUAUAUAUAUACCUAUAUUUUCAAUAGAGAUAUUUUGUUUUGAAAAAAAUAAUUUAUUAUAUUUUAUAUUCAUUUUGUUUAUUUUUUUUAUGACUAGUGCAUUUAUAUUUUUACUAAUAAAAUUUUAUAAAAAUUGGAAGUAUUAUAGAAAUUAUGAUAUUUUCAAAGAAUAUGAUGAAACAGUUGGUCUUUUUGAUGAUGAUAUAUAA